AUGGCCAACUCCCUCCGGGACACCCACUCCAUUUCCUACGCUGGCUGCCAUGCCCAAGUCUUUCUAGUCUUCUUGGCCAUGGCCAACUUCACCCUACUCACCGUCAUGGCCUAUGACCAGUACGUGGCCAUUUGCCAGCCCCUGCACUACGAGAGCGUGAAGAACCAGAUAGCCUGUGUCUACAUGGCCGCCGGCGCCUGGCUCAGCUUUGUGCUCUACUCUGCCCUGCACAUGGGAGGCACCUUCACAAUCUCCUUCUGCGGGGGCAACACGGUGGAGCAGUUCUUCUGUGACACGGAGCUGAAAGGCAGGACACGGUGUAUGGAGGAAGAAACGCCCAACCGCACCGCCGUGGCCGAGUUUCUGCUGCUGGGAUUCUCUGACGUGCGGGAGCUGCAAAUUCUGCACUUUGUGCUGUUUCUGUUGAUUUAUCUGGCAGCCUUGGUGGGGAAUCUUCUGAUCAUCUCGGCCGUAGCCCUCGACCAUCAUCUUCACGCCCCCAUGUACUUCUUCCUGGGCAAUCUGUCCCUCCUAGACAUUGGCUCCAUCUCUGUCCCUGUCCCCAAAGCCAUGGUCAACUCCCUCCUGAACAGCCGCUCCAUUUCCUACGCUGGCUGCGUCGCCCAAGUCUUUUUCUUUAUGUACUUUGCUGUCACCGAGUAUUCCCUACUCACCGUCAUGGCGUACGACCGGUACGUGGCCAUCUGCCAGCCCCUGCACUACGAGCAAGUGAUGAGCAGGCGAGCAUGUGUCCACAUGGCUGCCAGCGCCUGGGUGAGCGUUUUUCUCUACACUGCCCUGCACACCGGGAACACGUUCAUGAUGUCCUUCUGCGGGGGCAACACGGUGGAGCAGUUCUUCUGUGAAAUCCCCCAGUUGCUCAAGCUGGCCUGCGCCGGCUCCGACCUCCCUGAAUUGGGGGUUAUUGUCUUCAGCACAUGUGUAGCCUUAGGUUGCUUUGUUUUCAUCGUUGUGUCGUACGUGCAGAUCUUCAGAGCGGUGCUGAGAAUCCCCUCGGAGCAGGGCCGGCGCAAAGCCUUCUCCACCUGCCUCCCCCACCUCGCCGUGGUCUCCUUGUUCUUUUUCACGGUCGCCUUUGCCUACAUGAAGCCCACCUCCGGCUCCACGUCGCAUCUGGAUCUCACGGUAGCCGUGCUCUACACCGCGGUGCCUCCGCUGGUGAAUCCGGCCAUCUACAGCAUGAGGAACAAGGAGAUCAAGGCAGCCCUCAGGAAACUGAUAGUGGGCAGGUUCUGCACCAAGAAUGCAACCCCCGUCUUUCGUCUCUGA
Molecule: messenger RNA, 1290 nt
Organism: Pelodiscus sinensis (Chinese soft-shelled turtle)
Lineage: Eukaryota; Metazoa; Chordata; Testudines; Trionychidae
Product: olfactory receptor 14L1-like
Biological process (GO): G protein-coupled receptor signaling pathway
Cellular component (GO): membrane
Molecular function (GO): G protein-coupled receptor activity; olfactory receptor activity
Source: RefSeq, a predicted model, not a curated record